Messenger RNA from Rotaria sp. Silwood2, 1029 nucleotides. The record is from the annotation of a GenBank genome assembly. Lineage: Eukaryota; Metazoa; Rotifera; Eurotatoria; Philodinida; Philodinidae.
AUGUCUACUCGAUUUCAUCCUAUAUGUUCAAGUUGGUUUGUCUCCGAUGACUGGAUCAAUCUUUUGUUUGAUCCGGACAUUAGCUAUUUCUUCCAACUAGAUUUUCGUUCAUCGGCCACAGGCCAAUUUCAAAUGCUUUCCUCACUCUGUUCAUUUGUCAAACAGUCUGUACGUGAUUCAAUUGAUGAUUUUCUUUCCGACACUUUCUUCAGUCCACAACUAGUUACGCAACAGUUAAUGGAUGCUCAGGUUCAAUCUGAAACUUUAUUUUUACGAACAUCAACCGUUAAUUCUGUGCGUCAAGUUUUAAGUUUUAUACGUAGUGCUACACAUAACAAUCAAUUACAAUCAGCAUUGCAAACAUCAAAAAGUCUUUCGAUAAUCGUCAGAAGCGAUGGUACAGCAGUUAUUAAUGCCAUGAGUAGCAUUUUCUUCGAUCAUAAUGCUACAUUAUGCUCCUGCGGCAUCACAUCCACCUGCUCAUCAUCAUCUGGUAUCUUCAAUAUGUGGACCUACGUCAACAACGGAAAUUUUACAUUGCCAAUACUGCCAGUGGUAAAUGUGACAGGUUUCGUAACUGGUUGCUAUGCCAUCGAAGCUUUGCUUCAGUCGACACUCGACUGUUUCUUCAAUCGAACAUGUCUUGAAAUAGUGCUCGCAUUCUUUUCGUUUCAUAAUAUUACCACAAUUAAUACUCUUAAUAUUGCUCAAACAAGAUUCUCACCGAGGACAACUAUCGAAACAAUAUUGAAUGAUUUGUUUAUUGAACAAUGGAAUACAAUGAGCUCAUUCGAGGACUAUUUCGUUAAAUGUGCUCCCUUUGCUUGUACAUAUUCAUCCACACAGCAGAACAAUUUUUUAUAUAUAUUGACGAAAUUAUUGGGUCUCUAUGGUGGACUUACUGUUUUUCUUCGGAUCUGCGUACCAUUUAUCGUAGCUUGGUGGAUGAGCCGAAUCAAUGCUCCAACAGAAUCUGAUCAAUGUAAGGUUCACUACAUUAUACUAAGUACUGUUAAUAAUCACUUCUAA